AUGCGGAGCUCGCGGCCCGGCGCGGCGCGGCCGGCGGAGGCGGGCCCGGCGCGGCGCCGCCCGGGGAGGGGGCCCCGCGGGUGCCGCGCCCCUCCGCCCCGGCCCCGGGCCCGGCCCGAGGGCGGGCGGGGAGGGAGGCCGCGCCGAGAGGCCCGGCGGCGGAGCGCGGGGGGGCAGCGCGGGCUCCGCGGCCCGGCGGCCCGGCUCCCGGCGCGCGUCUCGCGGCCCGCGCUGCAGCUGCGGGCGCUGCAGGCUGUUCGUUCCGAGGGGCAGAGGGAGGCCGGCGGGACUGGGAGGCGGCACCUGUGGGCCCGGCGCGGGAGGAAGCCCUGGUGCGCGGUCACGUUACCCGAGGGGGCUCAGCUCCAAGUCGGUUUCUCAGGGCUGCGAAGCCCACGCUGCUCCGGCGAGGCGUCCCCUCCCUCCUCGGAGGGCUGGCCCAGGGAGCCCCGCAGCUCGUCCCGCCAUCGCUCGGCGCUCGCCCGCCGCGGAGCCCGCGCCUCCCGGACGUCAGGACCGGGGCUGCGUGGAGCUGGGCGGAGGGACCUUGAGAGGUCGCGAAGUUAG
Equus caballus (horse) is the source of this 567-nucleotide messenger RNA. Lineage: Eukaryota; Metazoa; Chordata; Mammalia; Perissodactyla; Equidae. The record is from RefSeq and is a predicted model, not a curated record.